Messenger RNA from Haliotis rufescens (red abalone), 3707 nucleotides. RefSeq lists its product as uncharacterized. The transcript has 5 exons. The record is from RefSeq and is a predicted model, not a curated record. NCBI's taxonomy places the organism in Eukaryota, Metazoa, Mollusca, Gastropoda, Lepetellida, Haliotidae. The coding region runs from base 507 to 1076 and encodes 189 amino acids.
GCGCGCGCACGAAAGAAAAAGAAGAAAAAAGAAAAAAAGAAGAAGAACAUCUCAUUGUGUGAAUAAACACUCAACCUGAUCCCCAAUCAACCCCGUAAAAAUAUUACCCCUUCCAAUAUAUAACUUACUACUGUUAAGUACAGUCCUUGUCGGCAAGGAGCACUUCUGGGUAACAUACAUGUACUUGAGUUUCAUUGUACACGUUUUCAUGGAAAUGCAUUGGAAUGUAAAUCGUUCAUAGAAAAAUAACUGGGUAACAUACUUGAGACAGCGUCACACUAAUCAGGGUAUUUUGAUGACAUCAUGUGAUCACCCGACAAACAACACUAUUGGCGGCUAUUGUUGAUCAGGGAGAACGCUGCAGAGACAUUCGCUGUCAUUUACUGUCAUGUUCGUGAAGAGACGAGGGUGGACCUUCUAACUGGCGCGGCUAGUGGGGCUCACCGAGUAGCCACUGGGACACUCAGAUGAUAUUCGCUCGUGACUACGGAGGCUAGCAAAGCAGAAUGGCGGAAUACAUUCCUGAAGAGAGUUUCGAAAGAUAUCGGAAUUGCCUUAUCGCACAACUGUGUGACAACAAGCAAAUUGCUUCGGAAAUAGAACUUCAUGUAGACAAGACUGAUGCGAGAAAGCGUUUCUCGUCUACAAGAAACGAUACGGAAGAACCUGGACCGGGUUCGAACCCCGAAGCAAACCCUCGCACCAAAGCCGAGAUGCUGGAGCGGUUAGUCCAGGAGGUAAAAGAAUCUUUAGACCAAGUGGUAUUGGCUUCUAAAAGAGCGGAGAGUUCAACCGUUUCCAGAGAUUCAGCAAUAUCGUCCAACAGUUAUAGAUCCAGCACCAGUGGAGGCGCCGAACAAUUUACGGAAAUGCAGGCUGAACAAGACCAUGAGCCCCACGACCCACCGUCAAAUCUUGUCCGAGACCAGGAGCUAUUGGAGAGGCAGGAUGCAGCGGUGCAGACAAACAGGAGAGCGCUACGACAAGAACGCCACCGGAGACUGCAUGUAGUGAGCGAACACGACUGGGAGGAAGAUACUGUGCCAAAAGAAAAGCUUGCUGAGGAUGGGAAGUGAGAUAAUGGGACGUAACUCGUUGUUUUCAUUCAUAAAUUCGAUGACUGCGGGACGUACGUGCUUAUGAAAGUAUUAAUUGAACAUGACCUUUGACAUAAUUAAUUCCAUAUGGUCAAUUUCAACACAAGGAGGACUUUGAUGAUUGUAGAUAUCGUCAUAUUGUUAUCACACUUAGUUCAAAUAGAAAAUUAAUUUUAUAAAGUCAUGAAGACGAAGACAAUGUUUCAACAUGCAUAUAAAAAUAAUUUAAUUAAGGUUGUCAAGAUAAUCAGUACUUUAGAACGGAAUACGAUCCUGAUUAGUGCAAAGUUGAUACUCUUUAGACAAAGUCCUCCUAUCGUGACUUUAGGUCGUAUGGUUAAGCCAUUAGUGUUCAUAAAAAGCCUAACAAUUGACAACCGUUUAAGAGUAAGAAUUUAAUGUUAAACUGUUAAUAUCAAUAAUAUUAAAGAAACGCUUUGGUCUGUUGUGUUAUCGCAUUUUGUUUUAAUAAUAUGUUUGAAACAAGGCUUUUAUUGGAUUCCUCCACUAAUAUAUCACUAUAUAUCGUUUAUAACUGUAUCACUAUCAGAUAGCGCCCAUACUUAAAAAAUGCAAUAUGAUUGAGUGAGUGAGUAAGGUUUUACGCCGCUUUUAGCAAUAUUCAAGCAAUAUCACGGCGGGGGACACCAGAAAUAGCUUCACACAUGGGCUUUAACCACUAGGCUACCCGACCGCCCCCAAUAUGAUUGAAGUGACGAUGACAUUAUAUGUUUCUAUUUGUUUUCGAAGUUCUAGUUCGAAGAUUUCAAAGAGCGUCGUCCGAUUCUUGCCUAAACGUCGUUCGAUCAGGGUUACAACAUUCAUGGCCACAGUAAAGCUUUCAAAAAGUUUUAUGGUGGACAUCAAUUUGACGUGAACUGGUGAACAAUUGACAUGCCUUUGCAUGUGUUUGUGGCGGAUGCCACUGGAUGGGCAAACUUCGCGCACCUUUUCGCGAACUUCAUCACUAUUUGAUAGUGAUUCAUAAACACAUGCUUAUGAUUUAGUCGAAAUAUUACAAUAGACUCUGCGCUUAGUAGUGAUUUCUUAUGUUUUUUGGAAAUGGUUUUCCUUUAAUUUAACUGGACAGAAAGUUGAUUAAUAUUUUGUAUUUUUUGUGUUUUCAUCCUAUAUAGCAGACGCCAGUUUGUUUUGUGAAUUUAAUUCCCAAGUGCGUUUAGUUCUGUACUGUUUGUAGUUUCAGUGUGGCAAUGUUGCUUUGGAUUUACUGGUCCCACCAAUGUGAAAAGUGGUAUUUGUUUCAGAAACACUUUGUUAUGAUAAAGUCAAAAUCGUACACGGAACUCUGCUUUUAGCGGAGAUUUCUUAUGAUUACGAAAAUGGAUUUGUGGCGUUUGUUUCCAUUGGCGAUCCUCCUUUCUACGACUAAACUUAACUUUCCUUAUCCAACUACUCUUACUAUGUUGUAAUAUCAUGUUAAGCGAGUAAGUAAGUAAGAGCAUCUUAAUUUUCACGGGCUUGCUGAAUACCGUGUUGGUUGGAUUAUAAUAUUUAAAGCUAUACCCAUCUGGUUUUCCCAUUUCAACAAAGGGUAACGUCAGUGUGUAAGAUUAACAAUGUGAAGGCGUUUUGGCGUACAGACGUUUGGAGACAUAACAAACCUGUACAAUAUCUAUGUCCCUCCAUCCAGAGACAUUGAUACAAUAUAAAUUUUGGUUCAACUUCGAAAAAGCUAACUGUUGUCUGCUAGAUGAAAAUGUUCGUAUAUGUUUCACAUACACUAAUGGUAUUUUAACAUGGCAACUUGAAAGCAAUACUCAAGUCAAGACGUUAUGUUCUAAUCUAUAUAAGGAAUAACAUAAUAUAUAAUAUAAUAUACUUUAUGAUAUUAUACUUAUGUGCAAAAGACUGAGAUUUCUGAAGUUUAGAAAAGUGAUAUUUUCACAGUUGUGACAAAAAUGUGAUAUGUUCACUCCAGUGAAAAUAACACUUUGACGAGGUUAACCGACCUUGCGCCUGUCGGAUGCGGCAAAAACACGGAAAUCAGAACACUUACAUUUCCGUGUUGACAGUGAAAAUAUUUUACAUUCAGUAAAAUAUUUAUUGCAUAACAGUUAUUCUUAUGCGUUAUUUGUUUGAAACUCUUCCAAUUUUAACAGCUAUGCUUCAAAUGCAUUGGUAAGCGAUAGCGCCUCUCGGUUUCGUUAGACGCCAUGUUUGUUGUUAAAAAAUUGAUAUUUUAAAGGUGAUUUCGCCUGUCGUUUUUUAUCGUCUGAUUUACAAAUACAGUUUUGGCAAAUCAAUUGUGAUUAAGCAUUCCCUAAAGUAUAUGCCCUGAAGUAUUAUUUUAAAAUCAGCAUGCCCUUAAUGUGCUUGAAAGUUAGAAUAUAAGACAGCUACGCGAUAAAUUGCAAAGAAAAUGAAGAACGUCAUCAAGUUGCGCACGAGCGCUUAUUUGAAUCUCCAGAAAUGACGUCAUGAUAAGUUAGUACAAUGUUUUAUCGUGAAAUAAACCACGCUUCGUUCUUCAUUGUUCUUUGCGAUUUAUCGCGCAGAUGUCUUAUAUAAGAGGUUAAAACAACACCCGAUUAUUUCAUAGACUAAUUGGAUCGGGUGGUCAGACUCGCUGACUUGGUUGAUGCAUGUCAU